Molecule: messenger RNA, 1136 nt
Organism: Saccoglossus kowalevskii
Lineage: Eukaryota; Metazoa; Hemichordata; Enteropneusta; Harrimaniidae
Source: RefSeq, a predicted model, not a curated record
CAACAAGCUAGAAACAUGGUUCGACGGGAAACAGUUUUGAUUUUGCUGAUUACAUUUCUCCAGUGUUCAACACAAGCAGCAGUCAAUGACGCAAAAGAAGAAAAAAAGACAAAGCCCGUAAAUGUGAAUACUGAAAAAAGUACAGAAGCAGUGGUCGAUGACACAAAAGAAGGAACUAAGGAAGAAUUCGAAAAUGUGAAUAACUUGGAAAUAACGAAAAAAGUAAAAAAAGCUGACGUGAACAAUGUUUUACACUAUAAUCCAUAUCCAAGCGAAGGAGUGAAUGGCAGUGAAUUUUCCCGAUGGGGCAACAGUGUUGUAUUCACUCGAUGGGGUCAUUAUGAAUGUCCAGAGAGUACAGUUAUGGUAUAUUCCGGAACUAUGGCUGGUAAAUAUUAUAACAAUUAUGGAAGUGGUGGUAAUUACCUCUGUCUACCAAAGAUUCCAAAGUAUGACCUCGAAGUCAUUGAUGCUGGUUCUGAAUCUGAUAGAGGGCGCUUGUAUCCAGUCGAGUAUCGAUCCAGUUCCGGUCCCCUAUCCAGUAGCCUGCAUGACGAUGUACCGUGUGCAGUGUGUUUGGAUGAAUACCGAAGUACUUCAAUUCUAUAUCCGGCACGUGAUGACUGUCCUUCCGGUUGGACAAGAGAGUAUUAUGGGUUCCUUAUGUCCGCUAGAUAUGAUAGUGCUUACUAUUAUUCUACGGAGUACGUAUGUGUGGAUGCUGCCGGUAAAGCUAUACCCAAUACGUCAGCUGCCUCGAAUACAGCAUUCAUAUAUACCGUGGAAGCCACGUGUGUGACUGGAGGUGGAAUAAAAUGCGACCCGUACGUCACUGGUUACGAGUUGUCAUGCGCAGUCUGUGCCAAAUAAAAUAAUCUACUAGAUUUUAUUAUAAUUUUUUAUUCUAGAGCUUAUUAACGCAAUGUAUAUCGUUAUUAUUUUUGUUUGUUAUAUUUCUACUAGUCUUUAUAAGUACCAGAUGAAAUGCCAGGUGAAAAAAAUAUUUUAAAAUGACUUUGUUUGGUAAUAAGUGUUUUUACCUUGUGUGAAAUUUUUAUGUUCCCUUCGUGAAAUAUCUCAAAUCUUCGAAUGCAUUUUAUAAUAAGUAUUAAAAUAAAUGUGUUGAGCAAAAUUAA